This is a messenger RNA of Camponotus floridanus (Florida carpenter ant), 1382 nucleotides long. Its product is annotated as ubiquitin-like protein 4A. Gene Ontology annotation, molecular function: protein binding. The transcript has 3 exons. The record is from RefSeq and is a predicted model, not a curated record. Lineage: Eukaryota; Metazoa; Arthropoda; Insecta; Hymenoptera; Formicidae. The coding region runs from base 584 to 1039 and encodes 151 amino acids. Gene Ontology annotation, biological process: post-translational protein targeting to endoplasmic reticulum membrane.
CGCCGCGAUCGAUCAGUCGCCGCCCGAAGCACGGAGUGGAGAGUCGAGUGGGGCUCGUCCAUCACGAGAGAAGAGAAAAAGGAAAGGAGAAAAAGGGAAAGAGAAAGAGAGAACGAAAGAGAGAGAGAGGGUACGAUUAAUACAUAGCUUGCAGGAGAAAUAAAUCGGCGCGCGUGGAGAUCGACGGCGACUCGGAGACGGGAGUAACAUGCCAGUGAAGUGCGUUGUCAAUCGGGAAAAUCGUCACGAGACACCGCUAUCUCCAUCGGUAUCCGUAUCCGCGCAGGCGAUCGCAUCGAUACCCGCGCUCACCGCCGCGUCGCACCGCUGCUCCUGAGGUAGGAGAAAUAGCAAUCGAUGACGCCGAUGACGCUGUGCGCGGCCGAUCGUGCGAACGCAAAAUAUAACCUCAUCGGUGCGUAAGAUGCUACAACUUUUAUCGCUUCGACCGGAGAUACCGCUGUUUCGAGAAAGAAGCUGAUCGGCGCACGCUCGUCGUGUGUGUGUGUCUGUGCGUUUGCGUACGCGCGCGUGGCUCGCACGUCCAACGUUGUUUUCGCAAUCAUUAUCGGAGCCGCUCAUCAUGAAAGUGAUCGUGAAGAAGCUGCUGGGAAAAGAAUGUGUCGUUGACAUAUUGCCAUCGGAGACAGUGUUGGAGUUGAAACACAAAGUGAGCGAUCUGUUAGGCAUCGAUGUACCACAACAAAGAUUAUUACUCACUGGCAAAACUUUAGCGGAUGAAAAUCCACUAAGUUUCUAUCCGGGAAUCAAAGAUGGCAGUAAAUUAAAUCUCUUGGUAAUUAAAAAAACAGAGGAGGGUUCCAGCAAGGCAAAAUCUUCGCCUCAACAAAAAUUAGGCGUUCAAUUGUUGAGAGAUGAAGUUUCCAGAGUGCUCAGGCAUUACUACACGGUAUCUGAGACAGAGUCCAUAGUCAAUGAGCUGAUAAAGGACUUGAAAAGCAAAGUGAAUAGCCUUAGUUACGAUGAUCUAGAGAGAUUAGCCAUUGCGUUGCUCCAGGACCAAGAGAAUGUAGCUUAAGAAUAAUUGAAAAUUUUUCAAUUCUGCUUACUGAUUGAUUAUUGUAAUACGAGUUUAUUUAAUUGAAGCAUUAUCUUAUACAUAUUGCGCCUCUUAAUAAUUGGUAUUUUGUAAUUAAAUGUAUUUAAAUCAAAUAACCAUGAGAUUUAAAAAACAUACCACUUUACGUAAAAUUAAAAUUUAAACGUAAUUCACUUUAUUAAAAUUAUUGUAUGUGUACACGUGUCACAUUGUGUUAUGAAUAAUUAGGUUAAUUAUGUAUUGGAAAAUUCUUAAGGAUCUGCCAAAUCUAAUUGACGGAAGUAUCUCGCUACUAAACAGAUGAAUAAAUUCAACGCCCCUA